Messenger RNA from Argiope bruennichi, 3321 nucleotides. RefSeq names its product tissue inhibitor of metalloproteinase-like (gene Timp). NCBI's taxonomy places the organism in Eukaryota, Metazoa, Arthropoda, Arachnida, Araneae, Araneidae. Gene Ontology annotation, cellular component: extracellular matrix. Gene Ontology annotation, molecular function: protease binding; metalloendopeptidase inhibitor activity. The record is from RefSeq and is a predicted model, not a curated record. Gene Ontology annotation, biological process: negative regulation of membrane protein ectodomain proteolysis; negative regulation of endopeptidase activity. The transcript is spliced from 7 exons. Bases 300 to 941 code for a protein of 213 amino acids.
CCGGCAUUCAACCAUCGGCAACUCCGGCUUUCAGACGCGAAAGGGAGUAAGAGUUCUCAGCUGUGUUGACAGUUUUUGAAACGCGCUGUUUUUAUCUCAAAAGCGUUUUAAUUUCUCUGACAGAAUAUCAUCGUUGUGGAAAUAUCUUUCAAACCUAUCUCUGAUUUCAGUUUUGAAGUGAAUCAGAAAAGGUUUCGAUAUUCUUGAAUUUGUUGUAGCCGACUUCAAGUUAUCUUUGUUUCGCCCCCCCCCCCAAGUUGAUCAGAAAAGUACAAUUAUCUUGAGUGAGUGCUGCUGAGAUGGCUUCAUCAACGGGGCUCGUUUUGGGAGUCUUAACAUUAUGUUUCAUCAUCGGAGAGGUUGAGCUAUGUUCGUGCUUCUAUUCCCAUCCGCAGGAGCAUUACUGCGUUGCUGAUUUUGUUGCUGUGGUGAGGGUGAAAUCUCAAGGUAAAGGCGAUGGUGGCAUAACAGCAUAUCACAUCAAAGUCAAGAAAGAAUUUAAAAUGACUGAGAAAGCUCGUCAUGCCCUAAGUCAAGGCUUAAUUUGGACAAGUAGUCAUGAAGCGGCCUGUGGAGUCACGCUUCAUCCAACGAGAUAUCUCAUUGCAGGACGUAUUCGUGGUGAGAAACCUUUUGUGUCUCUUUGCCACUUUGUUCAAGAAUGGCCCAAGCUCUCACCCAAACAAAAGAAAGGUUUCCGCAAACUUUAUCAGCAAGGAUGUCGUUGUAGAGUUCGUAUGCCAAGCUUCGUAAAGAAUCAUCGUGAGCCUUAUUGCGCUUGGGAAACAUUCCGUGGCAAGACAGACUGUCAAGGAUUGUAUUCUCUAUGCGUUCCCAUGGCGCAUACUACGAAUGGCACAGAAGAAUGUUCCUGGGUGAGCACAGCGCAGUACAGACGGUGUAUGAAAGAACGGAAAUACGAAAGAGAGAUGGAGCCCUAAACAAGAUUUAAGUUUCCUGAAUAAAAGAUCAAGGAUCUAUUGGAUCGCAUAAAACUGUGUAUAUACGGGGCAAGACAAACGUAUAUAUAUAUAUAUACAUGUAUUAGAUCUGAUAUCUGUGUACGAUGUAACCAUGUAUAUGUUACAGCUUUAGUUAUCAGAGGUGUUUAUAUCUAAAUUUUGGUGUGAAAUCUAAUAUGUAUAUUAUUUGGCAGAGGAACAUCUACAAAACCUUUAAGCAGGAACUUAACUUCAUUGUUUAUAUUACGAUACUAUGGGUAUUACAUUAUAUAUGAAAAAUCAGAUCCUGUUUCAAUCGAACUUGGGGAAUGUAAAUUUCAUUAUUUUUUGUCGGUGUUCCUAAUAUGCUUAAACUUGUAUUUAUUUGUCAUUCUUUAGUGUUCAUGUUCGGAUUUUAAUUUAGUUUUACCUGUGGUCAUAUUGUGUAUUGAAUGUGGAAGAAAUAUUCAGUAUUAAAUUCUGGAAGAAAUGAGAUGUAUUUGUAAGAUUAGUGUUCAGUUUUUUAUAUAGGAUGAAAUCCACCCUUUAAAAGUUUCUUUCUGCUUAGUAUAUGGAUAUGCUAGGGCCAACUAUGAUUAUAAAUUUGCAUUGUUGCUUUUGUGCAUUAGCUUGCACGUGAUUUCAUUUUUUUAAAGAAGACUUAAAUGACGUGAUGAGUGAUGAACUCAUUUAAUUUGUAAAAACGCAUAGUUGCUAUAUUCUCCAAUAUAUGUUUUAAACCAACUGUUCAUUUCACAAUAUUAAAUAUAUGUAGGGUUGUGUGCUUUUAGAAAUUGUCAUUUUAAUCACUGGUUAGUUGCCAUUUUUUUAAAUGAAAAAAUGGACACAUUUUCAUUUUGUUAUGCAUGCAUUUUUUUAUGUAUUUCAUUCAAUAUUUUGAAGAUUCAUGAAAUUGGAUCGUAUGUAAAAUUUUAUUUCAUUCUCAACUGUAUGAUACUUUAAUCUGAGAUUUUUUUAAGUAGCGAAAAUGAGUUUUUUUGUGAAUAUGUUGUGAUUCUAUGCGUUCGGGAAACGCAAUAAUUUUUUUAACCGGAACAAAGAAAAUUAAAAAUUAAAACCCGAAAAAUGAUUUUAAAAUUAUUUGUGGAUUAUUAGAAUCCUAGAAAAAUAUGUACGAUUUCUAUUAUAUAUGUGUGUGUGGUAUGAAACAAUGUAUAUUUGUUUUAAGGAUUUUUCCUUUCUGUACAGUAUCUUCCUUUUUUGUACUUUUGAGUAUCGGCUGAAACAUGGUAUUUAUAUUAUGAACAUCAUAAUUUUGGGUGUGAAAUUUACAUGUAAAAAAGGGACACGUAACGCGAAUAAAUACUAUGUCUCUAAAUUUUUUCCUUAUAUGCAUUUCGUCGAAUUUAUUGCAUUUUUAAUUUAAAAAAAAUAAUGAUUUAUUUAUUUCUUAAGAAAAAGUAAAAGCCUUAGAUUUAGAAACAGUUUGCAUAGCUCAUUUUGCAUGUUUAAGAAAUUAAGGUUUAUUGAAACUCUGAGAACCAGACACUUUUUUAAAUUAUUAAAUGCUUAUAAUCCAAAUUACCUGAAAUUCAAGUAUGUUAAAAACCAAUUAAAAUUGAUUUCAAUGAAUUUAAUUUUUUAUAAUUAUCCAAUCCUAAAUCUGUUAAUUUAACUUAUUGAGAUAAAAAAAAAAUUGUACCUUUAAAUUUUUACUAAGAAUUAUACUAAAUAUAUUAGUUCCAAUGCAUUAAUUGGAAUGUUUCAUCCUAUUUUUGAGGCCUGAAUGAGCUUAAGCAGAUGGAUAUAGUUUUUUUGCGUUUGCUAAUUCAAUGAAAUUCAGUGCCAUAAAUGCUUCAUUAUCUGAGGCUGAAAUUCAUUAUCAUUCAUCAUUAUUCAAGUCAUUAGAUUCCAGCUUUUCUCUACAGUAAUCGUAGAUUAAACACAUAUUCUUCAUUUUAAUUUAAUUUUUUACAUUAUUUUAUCAUUGAGGCGAAUGUAGGAUACACUUACGCGUCUUAUACUUUUUUGUAAAGCCUAGAACAUGCGAGUAAAAUCUUGUUAAGGUACGCUUGACAAAAGCAUACUUCUUGUUUAAGUUCAAAUGAUUUCUUUCUAUGUUUUUGCAGGCAUGUUCUAAGUUUUUAUUCAUUUCAUGUAAAGCGUUGGAACUGUAUCUGAAAAGAAUAAGGAAGAAAAAUGUGAGUUUUUUUUAUGUAGAUUUGGUUGAACACAUUUAUUUGUAGUUUUACUGUGAUAUGUCGAUAAAACGGAAGAGAGCUUACAAUGGCCGAUUUUAGUCUGCCUCUGUGGCUCAUCUUUUACGCUUUACUGACCUCAUUAGUUAUGAUUUGUACGUACAGUUUCCAUAUGUAUGUUAUUUUCUUUCUUUUUGUAAAUAAACGUUUUUGAUACUUAA